AUGUUAUAGAUGCAACUUAUUAAUAGUGUGUUAAGCAUUUAUAAUUCAGUCAGAAGAGACUUGUUGCCUACUCCAUCAAAAAGUCAUUACACCUUCAAUCUCAGAGACAUAAACAAAGUGUUUUAAGGAAUUUGCAGUAUCUUACCUAAAAACUGUUAAGAUCCUGCUCAAUUAGUUAAACUAUGGUAUCAUGAAAAUAUGAGAGUAUUCCAUGAUAGAUUGAUUAAUGAAUAAGAUCGAGUCUAUUUCAAAUAACUACUCACUCAAUUCUUCGUUGAUUUUGGAUUGAAAUAGGAAGAAGUAUUAGAUUAGGAGAGAAUAUAUCUUUUAGACUUAGAUGUGAGACCAUAUGUUUAAGUAUAAGGAGAUCUUCAAUAUUUUGUUGGGUAGAUGGAAGAAUUAUUGGAUUAAUAUAAUAAAGAUGUUGGAAGUGGCAAGAAAUAGAUGAAAUUAGUUAUGUUCUUGGAUGCUUGUGAACACAUAACAAGAAUUAGUAGAAUUCUAAGACAACCUGGUGGAAAUGCUUUAUUGCUUGGUAUUGGUGGUAGUGGUAGAUAAUCAUUGACUAAGAUGGGUACUUAUUUGUAGAAUUACAAAUAACAAUAGAUUGAGGUUCUUAAGAAUUAUAAUAUGAGGGCUUGGAGAGAUGAUGUCAAGAAGAUUAUUAUGUUGGCUGGUGUUGAAAAUAAGUGUGUUUCAUUUGUGUUUGUAGAUACUCAAAUAAUCAAUGAAUAGAUGUUGGAAGAUAUCAAUGGUAUUUUGAAUUCUGGAGAUGUCACAAAUCUCUACAAUGACAAAGAUAAUGAGGAUAUCACUUAGGCUUGUAAAGCCGAAUGUAUUAAAAAAGGACUUCCUCCUAAUAGAAUGAAUAUCUUCUCUGUCUAUUUGGCAAGAGUCAAAAAGAAUAUGCAUAUGGUUAUUGCCAUGUCACCAAUAGGAGAUGCGUUUACCACAAGAUUAAGAAUGUUCCCAUCUUUAGUGAACUGUUGUACUAUUGAUUGGUUUACUGAAUGGCCAGAAGAAGCACUUGAAGGUGUUGGAAGAGGAUAACUCGUAGAAGUGGCUUAACAAUUAGAUUUGGAUAUCAAAAAUACAAGAUUGGUAGAUAUGUUCAAGUAUAUGCAUAAAUUUGUUGAAAAAUUAUCAUUACAAUAUAAGUCUGAACUUAGAAGAAUUAAUUAUGUUACUCCAACAUCUUAUUUAGAAUUAUUGAGUUUAUACAUCAAUAUUGUACAAGAUAAAAGAAAUGACUUAAAAGCUUAGAUUCUUAGACUUAAAAAUGGUUUGGAUAAAUUAUAAGAUGCAAAUAAGGCUGUAGCUGAAAUGAAAAUAGUCUUGGAGAAAAUGUAGCCUGAAUUAGAAUAAGCAUAAAUUGAAACAACCAAGAUGAUGGAGCAUUUGAAAGUGGAAAAAGAAGAAGCUGAUCAAACUUAAAGAGUUGUAGCAGUGUAAGAAGCUGAAGCCACUCAAUAAGCCAGAGAAGCUAAUUAAGUUGCUUAAGAGGCAGCUGAAAGAGUCAGAGUGGCAAACGAAGAGUUAGCCCAAACAUUAUUGAAAGUGAAGGAAUUAUAGAAGGAUCACUUGGUUGAAUUGAAAUCAUUAUCAUCUCCACCUGAGGCCGUCAAAGUAGUUUUAGCAGGUGUUGUCAUACUUACAACUGACUACAUUAAGAAGUCUGGAGGUGAAAUUAUCACUUAGCCAGUACCUAAUUAAAUUGGUAAGAAGGAGGAGAAUUACUUUGAAACAGCUAAGAAAUAUUUACUUAAUGAUGUAAACUCAUUGUUAUAAAUGUUGUUGGAAAAGUUUGAUAAAGAAAAUAUCAAUCCAUCUGCUAUUAUUAAGAUGGAAUAGAAAGUUACUUGUCAUCCAAAAUUCAAUCAGAAUGAUGCAUUCCAAGGAUCCAAAGCUACAGGUUAUCUGUUUGGAUGGUGUAAAUGUAUGUAUGACUUCUACAAGGUGUAUACUGAAACUAAACCUUUAAGAGAAAAGUUAGCACUUAUGACCAAAAUUGUGGAAGAUAAGAAUAAAGAAUUAGCAAUUAAGAAAAAGGAAUUGGAUGAGAUUAAUGCAAAGAUAAGAGAAUUGUAAAGGGUAUUCGAUGAUAAAAAGAAAUAAUAAGAAGAUUUAUAGAAGAAGAUUAAAGAGUGCGAAGUUAAAUUAGAGAGAGCUUAAAAGUUGACUGAAGGUUUGAGUGAUGAAAAGGAGAGAUGGGCAAAAGAUAUUGAAAGUCUUACUAAUAGCGGUGGCUUAAUACCUGGUAAUUCUAUUAUAGCUGCAGGAAUGGUUGCUUACUCUGGACCAUUUAUAUCAUAAUAUCGUAUCAGAAUGGAAUAAGAUUGGAGAGCUAAAUUAAAGGAAUAUAACAUUCCUUUCUCCGAUUUAAUUACAAUGAGGAAAUUCUUAGGUGAUGAAGUUAAAAUUCAAUCAUGGAAUAUUUGUGGAUUACCAAAGGAUGACACUUCAAUUGAAAAUGGUAUCAUAAUAGACAAGAGUAGAAGAUGGACUUUGAUGAUUGAUCCAUAAUCUUAAGCUAAUAAAUAUAUUAAAACUAUGGGUAAAGACUUACCAGAAGGAUUGGAUGUCUUAAAAUAAUCAGAUUAAAAUUUGAUGAGAACUUUGGAGUUGGCUAUUCAAUUUGGUAAAUGGGUUUUGGUUGAAAAUGUUGGAUUAUCGUUAGAUCCAUCUUUGGAACCUAUUCUAUUAUAAUAAAUCAGUAAGACUGGAACAUCUGCUACAAUACAAAUUGGAGAUAAGAAUCUACAAUAUAAUUUUAGUUUCAGAUUCUUCAUGACAACCACUCUUCCAAAUCCUCAUUAUUCUCCUGAAACUUCAGUUAAAGUAACCAUUAUUAACUUUGCAAUUACUCCACUAGGAUUAGAAGAACAGAUGUUGGCAUAGAUUGUGGCAUUAGUGAAUCCUAAUUUAGAAAAUAAAAAGACUGAAAUAGUUAGAAAGAAUGCAUAAGAUAAGAAAGAAUUAGUUAACAUAGAAGAUAGUAUUUUAAGAAGUUUGUCUGAAACCAAGGGAGAUAUUUCAGAAAUAUUGAUGGAUGAGACUCUCAUCAAUAAAUUAUAAAAUUCAAAGAAAUUUGCUGCUGAAAUUAAUCAAAGAGUGAAGGAUUCUAAAAUAACUGAAGCUCAAAUAGAUGAAGCUAGAGAAUCAUAUAGAUCAGUUGCAUUCAGAGCUUCAUUACUUUUCUUCUGUAUUAUAGAUUUAUCUACAAUUGAUCCAAUGUAUUAAUACUCUUUAUAAUGGUUCAUCAAUUUAUUCACUUUAGGUGUUUAAAAUGCACCUGCAUCAUAGGUGUUGGAAGAGAGAUUGGUUCAUCUCAAUAACUUCUUCACUUACAUGUUAUAUGAAAAUGUUUGUAGAUCAUUAUUUGAAAAGCACAAAUUACUAUUUUCAUUUAUGCUGACAUAUAAAAUACUGAGUGCUGCUCAUAAAAUGAAUGAAGGAGAAUGGAGAUAUUUGUUAUAAGGUGCUACAGGAGAUGUUCAAUUACCACCAAAUCCAACUGAAUGGAUUAGUGAGAAUACUUGGCCAGAGACUUAUAGAAACAUCUAUGGCAUGUCGGAAUUGAUCAAUUUUGAUGGCAUUCUAUCUGAUUUCAUGAGUAAUUCUGAUAAAUUUAAAACUAUUUUUGAUGCUCCUAAUCCUCAAGAUAUUGAAUUCCCAGAACCUUGGAAUGAGAAAUUAGAUUCAUUUUCAAGAAUAUUGUUAUUAAAAGCAAUAAGAAGUGAUAAAGUGAUUCCAGCAAUUCAAAAAUGGAUUAUUGAAAAAAUGGAUGAAAAAUUCAUCAUCCCACCUACAUUUGAUUUGAGUAAAUGCUACAAAGAUUCCACUCCUAAUACACCACUCAUAUUUGUAUUAUCUCCUGGUUCUGAUCCUAUUGCAGAUCUAAUGAAAUUUGCAGAGGAAAUGAGUAUGACUAAAAGAAUUGAUUCUAUUUCUUUGGGUUAAGGAUAAGGUCCAAAGGCUGAGAAAUUAGUUAAAGAUGCUCUAGGCAGAGGUGGAUGGGCAUUGUUAAUGAAUUGUCAUUUAGCAACAUCUUGGAUGAAUGAUCUUGAAAAACUUAAUGAAGAAAUGUAAGAUUAAGGAACAAAAGAUUUUAGAUUAUGGUUAACAUCCAUGCCUUCAAAAUCAUUCCCAACAAUUGUAUUAUAGAAUGGUGUUAAAAUGACACUUGAACCACCAAAAGGUCUUAGAAAUAAUAUGCUCAGAACUUACACCUAAUUAGAUGAUAAAACACUAAGUGAUUGUAAGAAACCUGAGGAAUUCAAGAAAUUAUUAUUCGGAUUCUCUUUAUUCCAUGCAAUCAUUUAAGAAAGAAGAAAAUUCGGAGCCAUUGGAUGGAACAUUCCUUAUGAAUUCACUAAUGAAGAUCUCACUGUAUGUAGAAGACAACUAAAAAGUUUAUUAGAUGAUUAUGUACUCAUACCAUUCAAAGUUAUCAAUUAUCUUGGAGCAGAAAUUAAUUAUGGUGGUAGAGUUACUGAUGAUAAGGAUGUUAGAUUAAUUAAAACCAUUCUGAAAUUAUAUAUUUCCUAAGAAGCAUUAAAAGAAGGCUAUCAAUUUUUAGUCCCUACGUAUUACCAACCCAAUGUAGGUGAAAGAUUGAAUUAUAUAGAGUACAUUGAAAAAUUACCAUUGAAUCCUGAACCAGAAGCAUUUGGAUUGCACAGCAAUGCUGAAAUAACUAAUGCUUAGAAUGAAACUAGAAUUCUUUUAGAAACUCUAUAAUCUAUUCAACCAAGGACACAAUAAGGAGCUGGAAAAUGCAGAGAAGAUGUUAUUGAAGAAUUAGCCAAUUUCGUUGAAUCUAAGACUCCUGAUUUAUUUGAUAUUGAUGAAAUUUCAAUCAGGUAUCCUACUGAUUACCAAGAAUCCAUGAAUACUGUUCUAGUUCAAGAACUUAUUCGUUACAAUAGAUUACUAGCCAUUAUGAAAACUACACUCUCCAAUGUUAAAAAAGCACUUAAAGGACUAAUUGUGAUGUCUGAAGAAAUGGAAAAAUUAUCAAACAGUCUUUACGAUAACUAAGUGCCUCAGUUAUGGGCAGAAAAAGGAUUUCUAAGUUUGAAACCUUUGGCCUCUUGGACUUAGGAUUUACUAGAUAGAAUUGCCUUUCUUAAACAUUGGGUAGAAAAGGGAACACCUAAAGUAUUCUGGAUUUCUGGUUUCUUCUUCCCUUAGGCUUUCAUUACUGGUAUGGUACAAAACUACGCCAGAAAACAUGUCAUUGCUAUUGAUAAAUUACAGUAUGAGUACAUAGUGUUGGACACUCUAACUCACACAGGUGUAACUGAGAAACCAGAAGACGGAGUCUAUAUUUAUGGAAUUUUUCUUGAAGGAACUAAAUGGGAUUAUAAGAGACAUUUGAUAUCGUAACCAAAAGUUAAAGAAUUAUAUUCUGAUUUACCUUUAAUGCAUUUGCUACCAUAUGAUCCAUCAUAAAUUGAAGUACAACCAAAAGAUCCAAAAGAAAAAAAGAUAUACAAAUACCAAUGUCCAUUGUAUAAAGUAGUUUCAAGGGCUGGUACACUCUCAACAACAGGACAUUCCACCAAUUUUGUCAUGCCACUUGAAUUGCCAUCAAGAGAUGAUGAAGAUGUUUGGAUUAGAGCAGGUGCUGCAGCUUUCUUAUCGCUAAGAUAUUGA
Messenger RNA from Paramecium tetraurelia, 5658 nucleotides. RefSeq lists its product as uncharacterized. The transcript is spliced from 4 exons. Gene Ontology annotation, biological process: microtubule-based movement. Gene Ontology annotation, molecular function: dynein light intermediate chain binding; dynein intermediate chain binding; minus-end-directed microtubule motor activity. The record is from RefSeq and is a predicted model, not a curated record. NCBI's taxonomy places the organism in Eukaryota, Ciliophora, Oligohymenophorea, Peniculida, Parameciidae. Gene Ontology annotation, cellular component: dynein complex.